Kwoniella botswanensis is the source of this 1287-nucleotide messenger RNA. RefSeq lists its product as uncharacterized. The transcript is spliced from 6 exons. Bases 1 to 1287 code for a protein of 428 amino acids. NCBI's taxonomy places the organism in Eukaryota, Fungi, Basidiomycota, Tremellomycetes, Tremellales, Cryptococcaceae. The record is from RefSeq and is a predicted model, not a curated record.
AUGCCACGGAUCACAAUACCGAAUAAACCUUUCGACCUAUUCUAUAGAAUAUCGACACCCUCAGAGAGGGAUAAAGCGCAGGAGAUAGAUGAGGAGUACGAGACGAUAUUGUUCUUUCAUCCUUUCUGGGUGGAUUCUUUUUACUUUUACCCACAAUUUGAUGAUCCAACGUUCUAUGAGAACUAUAAUCUCAUAGCGUUUGAUGCUCCCGCUCAUGGAUCAACGAAAGUCAUGGAUAUCUCACCUGAUCCGGUCACUUGGUCGUACCAUGCUACUUUAGUAAAAGAAGCUUUGACAGUACUUCAUAUCCCCUCGGUACAUCUCGUCGGAUCAACUAUGGGAUGCUGUCCCGCUAUGCACUUUGCAGCUCAGUAUCCUGACCUGUCGAAGAAUCUGAUCAUGUCUGCUCCGCCUGCUUUGACGGAAGCUACCAAUUGGUCUUUGACUUUUAGAGAAAGUAUGCAUAUUCUGAUCAACGCGGUGAAAUCUCGCGAUGGCGAACCUCUCGAUGCCAUCACCUCUGUGAUCUUCGAUUAUAACGCGACCUCCCACUCGAAGAGGCUGGUGAAGGAUUUGGAGGAAGAGUACAUCCAAUUGACUCGAUCGAGAUUAUUAAAUGGGGAAUUGAAUGGAGACAUAACUGUACCUAUUGUCAUUUCACUGGCUCUCUCCCGUAAACAUAUUAUAAGUGACGAACAAGCAAUCAACUUGAAAUGUCCCGUAUUGAUCUUACAGGGUACAUUGGAAGGAUGGGAGGAGAACGAUGAUCAGUGGGUCGAUAUGUUGGAAAAGACACGUAGAUUGUACACGGAACAGAACGAUGGGAAGGUAUGCGAUAUGCAAAGAGUCGUACUGGAGGGUUGUCCAAGAUGGAUGACUUUGACUCAUCCAGAUUUGGUAAAUCCGAUAAUUCACAAAUUCAUAUCUAAAUUCGAAUCAUCCAUUUCAUCUGAUCCCACCCAAGACUUGUUACAAGAUUUGAAGAUAAGCCAUAAGUCGACGGACACCACCACUGAGAAUCACGAUAAUGAACAGAAGACGAUAACGGAUGGAGGAAGAAGGAGAUCAUCUACCAAGAAACCUCUAUCACCAAGAGACAAGACUGAAUUUGGCAUUCAACCUCCACAGAAUGGGAUAGGGAAAUCUCAAUCGAGUUCUAUUGGACAAGUAUUGCAAAAGGACAAGGCAACUGUUGAACCUUCCAUAACACAGACGAUACCGAGUGGGAGUGGGGGUGCAAGUGAUGGAGUGAAAGUGAAAGUUGAAGUGGUGAUGAAGGUAGACUAG